AAAGAAUGAAGAAGGAGAUCACGGAGAAAGUAUCGCUCUCGAAGAAUAGAAGCAUAGAUCCGAUAAAUAUUGUAGGAUCUGGAUCAGAUAGGAAAACUAUUGCUACUUGCAAUGCAAGAAGAGGAGAAAAGGAUAAUGACUAUUGUCCAGUUUGUAAAAAAGCAUACUUACAAAGCAAUGAAAACUGGUAUCGGUGCAAGAUCUGUAUUAAAUGGGUAAAAAGGAGGUACAGGCGGAGAAGAUGGAAGCACGGAAGCAGUGGGAGAGACAAAGAUAGAGGCAGGGGCGCGACCUCGUCUUUGCGCUAAACCGAUCGCUAUUACGAUUCACGACAAAGUCCGUGCACGGCCGCAGCAAAGCUAGGACGUCGGCGUCGUCUCACGUCUCAAGCGAGGGGACAUUAGCGCGAACUACGAAAGUUCUCUCCCAGCGGGAAUCGCGCCGAUGGCGCGUGGACAACUUAUGAAUCCCGGAGCUUUUUAAAGCACGCCAGGCCGAAGAGACCAACGAACCCCGACGAUAUUCGACGAUCGUGCGAUGCGCGCGGGAGCUCCUCGCGAGCGGUUCUAGCACCGGAAUCGCUCCGCGAUCGUUGUCAUCUCGGCGGCUUGUCUCCUCAGGGUUGCGCGAGGAAAGUCUGUGCAGAAAGGAACGGUUCGCGAGCAUCGGAAGAAAGAAGAAUCGUUCGACGACGCAGGGGAGGGAGAUGGUAUCGUGGCGCGGAAGUGGUAGGGGAUUCGAAGAUUAAAUUACGUUGUUCGGUCCGCGAGACCAAACAUCAGUUUCGUUUACUAUCAGUUCCGUGUCGGAUUCCUUGUCAGAACUUCGGGGAGGAACUUUGACGGCGAAUGAAGAGGAACGAUGCGCUUUUAGCAGCGUUCAGAAACCUGGUGACAUCGAGAGCCGGACGGGUCGAAGAUCGCCGAGGAACGGGACAGGCGAACGGGACGAGAAGAUGAAAUACAAGGUGAACGAUCCGGAGGACCAUGACGGGGUCACGCAGCCGGGAGAAACGAGAGGGAACAACCCAGUGCUUUCGUGGUCGCACGGUCCGAGCAACGUGGAGAAGAAGUUGAUGAUGAUCGUCGGCUUGUUAAUGGUGGCCGUGGUCGCGUUGACCGUAACGCUGACCUUGCAAGUAGCCGUUUUCCGUAAAGAGGAUUAUUACAAAGAGAUAUGCCAGAGCGCGGAAUGCGUCAAAACAGCCACCAGGAUAAUAGAGGCGAUGAACAGAUCGGUCGAUCCCUGCGACGACUUUUACCAUUUCGCAUGCGGCGGGUGGAUCCAGAAGAAUCCUAUACCGCAGAGCCUGGCCGACUGGGACCAGAUGAGCGUUCUCAGGGAACAGCUGCUCCAGCAUCUGAGGCUGAUGCUCGAGGGGCCGGAUAAAGAAAGCGACCCGAGAUCGGUCAAGAUGGCCAGAACGCUGUACAGAACUUGUAUGGACACGACGAGCAUCGAAGCUUUGGGGUUGAAGCCGGUCCACGAUGUCUUGGACAGACUGGGCCUACCGAAAGUUCCACCGCCCCGCUCCAGCAACUGGACCGUGGACGUCGCGGGACUCGCAGGAACGGUGCAAAGAGUCCUCGGCUUGAACGUGUUCGUUCAUUUCUACGUGAGCGAGGACGUUCGGGAUAUAACGAAGAACAGGAUGAUGCUGGCACAGGUGCUCCCAGAGAUCAGCGAACGUUACCUUCGGAACCCGCAGCAUGUUCGCUCGGAAUUGAACGAGUACAAGAGAUACAUGAGAAACAUGGUCGAACUGGCCGGCAUGGGCAACAAAAGCGCCGCGUUCGCCAACGAAAUUUUAGAUUUCAGUAAGAAACUCGCUAUGAUAAUGGCGACGUCGGAGGAGAAGCGAAGCGGGACCUAUCUGUUUCACGAACUGAGCAUCGACGAUCUGCAACAGGUCACGGAUCUACACGCGCAACAGUGGAAUUGGACGAGAUACAUAGAAGCUGUCUUCGAUAACACCAACGUGACGAUAAACUCGACCGGCGAUCGCGCGAUCGUGAUCGAUUUACAAUAUCUGCAGAAACUGCCGAAACUGUUAGCGGCCACGCCGUCGUCCACCAUAGCGCGUUUCAUGUGGUGGGGCAUCUAUUCGACGAUCGCUCCGUUGACGUCGCAACGAUUCCGCGAUCUGGGCUUCCAGUCGUUGCGAAAUAUUUUCGGGCUAACGGAGAAGAGAGCCAGAUGGAAGGAAUGCGCCGAGAACGUGAACGCGAACUUCGGCAUGGCGAUGAGCUACGUUUACGGGGAGAAGUACUUCGACAAACGGUCUCGGGAAAAAAGUUUAGAGAUGCUGAUGGACGUGAGGGACGCGUUCGACGAGAUGCUCGCGGAGCUGGACUGGAUGGACGUCGCGACGAAACGUCGAGCGCACGAUAAGUUGCGCGCGAUCAGACCGUUCGUCGGGAUUCCGGAAUGGAUCGCCGAUUCCGACAAGCUGGACAAGUAUUACGAGUCGUCAGAGAUCGUGCCAGGGAAACUAUUCGAGACGUUUUUGAGACUGACCGACGCAUGGGUCAAAAAAAGUUUGAAUAGAUUGCGCGAGAAACCGGAUAAGAAUCGAUGGAUAGCAGCGGGCACGACGGUGAACGCGUUUUACAGCGCGAGAUUAAAUUCUGUUACUUUCCCAGCCGGCAUCUUACAUCCCCCGUUUUAUGGGAACGGUCUAGAAUCUAUCAACUACGGGGCAAUGGGUGCGAUCAUGGGUCACGAGCUGACGCAUGGAUUCGACGAUCAAGGUCGUAGAUACGACGGGGCCGGAAAUUUGAAACAGUGGUGGAGCGAGGAGACGUUGCAACAUUAUCAAAAGAAAGUCGAGUGCAUAAUUAAGCAGUACGGUAACUACCGGUUUCCAGAGCUGGACAAUGAUUUAACGGUAAACGGUGUGACUACGCAAGGAGAGAACAUCGCGGACAACGGCGGCAUACGCGAAGCUUACAGGGCGUAUCGGAAACACGAAGCGCGAUCAGGCGUCCAAGAAAUUUUGCCCGGCUUAGCUGAAUAUAGCCGAGAUCAACUUUUUUUCUUAGGUUUCGCGCAAGUAUGGUGCGGCAAUUACACUAACGGCGCAUUAAAAUUGAAACUGAUAGGAGGAGUACACGCGCCGAAUCAUUUCAGAGUUAUCGGUACUCUGUCGAACAACGCGGAUUUCGCAAAUGCGUGGAACUGUCCGAUCGGAAGUCCGAUGAACCCAGUCGACAAGUGCGUUUUGUGGUGAACAAUACAAAACAAUGGUGUUCGCUUAAAUUAUUGAUCACAGAACAAUUAUCGGAAAUCCGUA
This is a messenger RNA of Megalopta genalis, 3292 nucleotides long. RefSeq names its product neprilysin-11. Gene Ontology annotation, cellular component: plasma membrane. Gene Ontology annotation, molecular function: metalloendopeptidase activity. The record is from RefSeq and is a predicted model, not a curated record. Gene Ontology annotation, biological process: protein processing. Lineage: Eukaryota; Metazoa; Arthropoda; Insecta; Hymenoptera; Halictidae.